Pongo pygmaeus (Bornean orangutan) is the source of this 2192-nucleotide messenger RNA. RefSeq names its product LY6/PLAUR domain containing 4 (gene LYPD4). The record is from RefSeq and is a predicted model, not a curated record. Lineage: Eukaryota; Metazoa; Chordata; Mammalia; Primates; Hominidae. The transcript is spliced from 5 exons. The coding region runs from base 1388 to 1981 and encodes 197 amino acids. Gene Ontology annotation, cellular component: plasma membrane raft.
UCCCGCCAAUAGCGCUUCGAGUUGAGCCUCGCGCCACCGCUGCCUCUCCCUCCGCGCGUCCUGCUUGCCCAGACUGUCUUUCCCCUUUCGAGGCAGGUGGCCAAUGGGGCGUCGAGUACCCCGUAUUGGACCGAGGCUGGCCCCGCCCCCCAGGAACGGCCCUUCUGGCCCCGCCCCUGGGGCGUUGACCAAUCCCGGUCUGCGCACGGGUUGCUUCGUUUCUGGCCUUCCCUGGCCUUCUACCUCGACUUCGCGAGUGGCUUGUUUUUGCUGCGUGGACGCCCGCGUUUUCUGUUAUGUCUCUUCCGGUGCCCCACAACUCGAGCUACCCUUCUUUUAUGCGUUCUCUCCCAGCCCUGUGAUUACCGGGUUGCUUACCGGGCCCUCCUUCCUCAGAUUGCACCCCUUUCCUUGUGUCUCUUCUUGUCUUUGUGUCGGUUGUGAUUUUCCUAAUCUCUGAUUUUCCCUUUCUCUCGGACCCUUUCCCUCUUCGGACCCAUUUUCUCCCGUGCUUCAUAUCCUGAUAGCCUGGCCCCUUCCCGGCUUCCUUCGCUACCGGGGACGCCUCUAGUUUUUCUGAAUUUCCGGCUGGCUCCACCCUCCGCGUUCAUCUUCCUCAAGAGUUAACCCCUCUGGGGGCUCCUCUGUGUAAUCGUCGCCUUCUCUGGGUAUCUCUGUGAGCUCCGUCUCACGCCAUCCCGCCAUCUUCUCUGCCUUGGCCCCUUUUCUCUGUGCAGCCAGUUCUGUGUCCUUUUCUUUUCCCCCUCUAAAAUCGACUCCUCUUCUCCCUGAGAGCCCCGCCUUUGUGCCCCACUCCUCAUUUUCCUACGCCUCCCUCUCUCUGCUGGUCCUCUCUCUCCCUGCAAGGUUCCAUUCCAUCAAUUUGUUUGUCUUUUGUAGGGGUGGCACAUCCCCUCUGACUAUUGCUUCAUCUUUUUUUUUUUUGCUUGAGGAUUUCGUUUCAAUCUUUUCUGGUUGCGUCUCCACUUGUACUCAGCUUGUUGGGUCCAGUUGUUCUGCAUCUCAGGCUGGCGUGUGCCAUCUUCUCUGAUUGGCCUAAUCCCCCCCACCCCCGUGAGAUCCGUUGUCAGCCUUUGUUUCUCUUUCCUGUGUCCCAGCUUUUCUGCGGGUCUUUGCACCUUUCUUGGCCACAGAUUUCUGGGUUACAGAGCACGUGUGUCUGAGGCAUUGCAGGCAGAAAAGGUGGCCGACGUGACCUCUAGCUGGACUGCUGGGCAGGGGAGCUGUCCUAGAUAAAAUUGGAAAGAAACAGUGACCCAGAGACAGGUGGACAAAGAAUUCGGGGACUGACGGGAACUGAGCUUGGGAUCCAGACUGAAACGGAUUGCAGACUGACCUCUAGCACCCAGGACCCAGACACAGGGCCAUGGGACCCCAGCAUUUGAGACUUGUGCAGCUGUUCUGCCUCCUAGGGGCCAUCUCCACUCUGCCUCGGGCUGGAGCUCUUUUGUGCUAUGAGGCAACAGCCUCAAGAUUCAGAGCUGUUGCUUUCCAUAACUGGAAGUGGCUUCUGAUGAGGAACAUGGUGUGUAAGCUGCAAGAGGGCUGCGAAGAGACACUAGUGUUCAUUGAGACAGGGACUGCAAGGGGAGUUGUGGGCUUUAAAGGCUGCAGCUCGUCUUCGUCUUACCCCGCGCAAGUCUCCUACCUUGUUUCCCCACCCGGAGUGUCCAUUGCCUCCUACAGUCGCGUCUGCCGGUCUUAUCUCUGCAACAACCUCACCAAUUUGGAGCCUUUUGUGAAACUCAAGGCCAGCGCGCCUAAGUCUAUCACAUCUGCGUCCCGUAGCUGCCCGACAUGUGUGGGCGAGCACAUGAUGGAUUGCCUCCCAAAUUUUGUCACCACUAGUUCUUGCCCCUUGGCUGCUUCUACGUGUUACAGUUCCACCUUAAAAUUUCAGGAUUUCUCAAUACCACCUUCCUCCUCAUGGGGUGUGCUCAUGAACAUAACCAGCUUUUAGCGGAUUUUCAUCAUAUUGGGAGCAUCAAAGUGACUGAGGUCCUCAACAUCUUAGAGAAGUCUCAGAUUGUUGGUGCAGCAUCCUCCAGGCAAGAUCCUGCUUGGGGUGUCUUCUUAGGCUUCCUGUUUGCCUUCAGGGACUGACCAUCUAGCUGCACCUGACAAGCACCCAGACUCUUUCACAUAACAAAUAAAAUAGCACGGUUCCCUUU